AUGCAACUUACCAUCCAGCCCCCUCUGCGGGUACCAACUCACCUCCCCACCAUCUCGCCCCUCAGCGGGUUCCCACCCGCCUCCCCACCACCGCGCCCUCGGCGGGUUCCCCACCCACCUCACCCACCACCGCGCCCCUCGGCGGGUUCCCACGCCUCCCCACCCCACGCGCCCCUCGCCGUCCCCCACGCGCCUCCACCGCGCCCCCUCGGCGGAUUCCCCACGCCUUCCCCAACUCCCCACCACCGCGCCCCCGCCCCUCGGCGGGUUUCCCCACCCCUCCUCCCCACCACCGCACCCCUCGGCGGGUUCCCCACCCACCUCCCCACCACCGCGCCCCUCGGCGGGUUCCCCACCCGCCUCCACCGCGCCCCUCGCGGCCCUCCCACCCGCCACCCCACCGCGCCCCUCGGCGAGUUCCCCACCCGCCUCCCCACCACCGCGCCCCCUCAGCGGGUUGCCCCCACCCGCCUCCCCACCACCCCCACCGCCCCGGUCGGCGGGUUCCCCACCUGCCUCCCCCCCCACCCCAUUCCCACCCGCCCUCCCCAGGCGGCCCCUCGCGGGUUCCCCCACCCCCGCCUCCCCCACCACCGCCCCCCUCGGCGGUGUUCCCCACCCCCCCGCCCCCCCUCCCCACCACCGCGCCCCUCGGCGGGUUCCCCACCCGCCUCCCCACCACCGCCCCCUCCGGUUCCCCACCGCCUCCCCACCCCACCGCGCCCCUCCCCCCGCCUCCCACCACCCCCCCCCGCGCCCCUCGGCGGUUCCCCACCCGCCUCCCCACCCCACCGCGCCCCUCGGCGGGUACCCACCCGCCUCCCCACCCCACCACCGCCCCCUCGGCGUGUUCCCCACCCGCCUCCCCACCAUCCGCCCCCCUCGGCGGGUUCCCCACCCGCCUCCCCACCCACAGCCCCCCCCUCGCGGGUUCCCCACUGGCCUCCCCACCAGUUCCCCACCCGCCCCACCUUUCCCACACCCCACCGGCCCCUCGGCGGGUUCCCCACCCCGCCUCCCCACCACUGCGCCCCUCGGUGGGUUUUCCCCACCGCCUCCCCCACCCCACCGGGGGGGGGGGGGGGGGGGGGGCGCCCCUCGCGUGUUCCCCACCCCGCCCCCUCCCCACCACAGCCCCCCUCCCCUCGGCGGUUUGCCCCACCCGCCUCCCCCACCCCGGCGGCCCCUCCCGCCGGGUCCCCACCGCCCCCCUCCCCACCACCGCGCAUUCGGCGUGUUUCCCCACCGCCUCCCCCCCACCAGGCCCCCCUCGGCGGGUUCCCCACCCGCCUCCCCACCACAGCCCCCCCCGGCGUUCCCCACCUGCCUCCCCACCAGUUCCCCCACCCGCCUUCCCCACCGCCCCACCGCGCCCCUCGGCGGGUUCCCCACCUCCCCACCACCUGCGCCCCUCGGUUGGGUCCCCGGGGGUUACCCCACCCGCCUCCCCACCACCACCGGGCCCGCCCCCCUCGGCGUGUUCCCCACCCGCCUCCCCACCACAGCCCCCCUCGGCGGUUCCCCACCCGCCUCCCAACCACAGCCCCCCUCGGCGGGUCCCCACCACCGGCGCCCAACUCGGCGGGUUCCCCCCGCCCCACCAGUUUCCCCACCGCCUCCCCACCCCACCACCCGCGCGUUCCCCACCCGCCUCCCCACCACGCCCCUCGGCGGGUUCCCCCACCCGCCUCCCCCCACACACGCGACCCCUCGGCGUUGUUCCCCACGCGGGCCUCCCCACCACAGCCCCCCUCGGCGGGUUCCCCACCGCCUUCCACCUACCAGCCCUCGGGCGGGUUCCCCACCCGCCUCCCCACCAGUCCCCACCCGCCCCCCCCCCUCCCCACCGCGCCCUCGGCGGGUUCCCCACCCGCCCUCCCCACCACCCCCUGCGCCCCCUCGUGGGUCCCCACCGCCUCCCCACCACAGCCCCCCUCGGCGUCCCCCACCACCCGCCCCUCCCCACAGCCCCCCUCCGGGCGGUCCCCACGCCCCUCUCCCCACCCCACUGGUUCCCGCCUCCCACCACCGCGCCCUCGGCGGGUUCCCACCGCCUCCCCACCACGCCCGCCCCUCCCGCGGGUCGGCGGGUCCACCCGCCUCCCCACCACCGCGCCCCUCGGGCGGGUUCCCCACCAGCCCCCCUCCCCACACCAGCCCCCUCGCGGUUCCCCACCCGCCUCCCCACCACCGCCCCUCGGCGGGUCCCCACCCGCCUCCCCACCGUCACGCCCCUCGGCGGGUCCCCACCCGCCUCCCCCACCAGCGCCCCUCGCGGGUUUCCCCACCCGCCUCCCCACCACCGCGCCCCUCGUCGGGGGUUCCCCAACCCGCCUCCCCACCACCGCCGCCCCUCGGCGUUCCCCCCCACCCGCCUCCCCACCACCGUUUCCUUCCCCACCCGCCUACGCCCCUCGGCGGGGGUGUCCACCGCGCCCCUCGGCGGGUUCCCCACCUGCCUCCCCACCACCGACCCCGGCGGGUUGGCGGUCCCCACCCGCCUCCCCACCCGCCCCCCACCAACCCGCCCCUACCACGCCCCUCGCGGGUUCCCCCACCCGCCUCCCCACCAGCCUCCCCACCGCCGCCUCCCCACCACCGCGCCCCUCGGCGGGUUCCCCACCCGUCCUCCAUCCCCACCCGCCUCCCCACCACCGCGCCCCUCGGCGGGUUCCCCACCCGCCUCUCCACCACCGAGCCCCUCGGCGGGUUCCCCACCCACCUCCCCACCACCGCGCCCCUCGGCGGGUUCCCCACCCGCCUCCCCACCACCGCGCCCCUCGCGGGUUCCCCACCCGCCUCCCCACCACCGCGCCCCUCGGCGGGUUCCCCACCCGCCUCCCCACCACCGCGCCCCUCGGCGGGUUCCACCCACCCGCCUCCCCACCCACCACGCCCCUCGGCGGGUUCCCCACCCACCCGCCUCCCCACCACCGCCCCCCUCGGCGGGUUCCCCACCCGCCUCCCCACCACCGCCCCCCCUCGGCGGGUUCCCCACCCCACCACCACCACCGCCCCCCUCGGCGGGUUCCCCACCCGCCUCCCCACCACCGCCCCCCUCGGCGGGUUCCCCACCCGCCUCCCCACCACCGCGCCCCUCGGCGGGUUUCCCCACCCGCCUCCCCACCACCGCGCCCCUCGGCGGGUCCCCACCCGCCUCCCCACCAUCACGCCCCUCGGCGGGUCCCCACCCGCCUCCCCACCAUCACGCCCCUCGGCGGGUUCCCCACCCGCCUCCCCACCACCGCGCCCCUCGGCGGGUUUCCCCAUCCCCACCCACCUCGCCCCACCCACGGCGGGCCCGCCUCCCCACACCGCGCCCCUCGGCGGGUUCCCCACCCGCCUCCCCACCACGCCGCCCCUCGGCGGUUUCCCCACCCCGCCUCCCCACCACGCGCCCCUCGGCGGGUUCCCCACCCACCUCCCCACCACGCGCCCCUCUCGGCGUUCCCCACCCGCCUCCCCACCACCGCCCCCCUCGGCGGGUUCCCCACCCGCCUCCCCACCACCGCGCCCCUCGGUCUGCAGCGCUCCCACUAA
This is a messenger RNA of Macrobrachium nipponense, 3540 nucleotides long. Its product is annotated as basic proline-rich protein-like. The transcript has a single exon. The record is from RefSeq and is a predicted model, not a curated record. The coding region runs from base 1 to 3540 and encodes 1179 amino acids. Lineage: Eukaryota; Metazoa; Arthropoda; Malacostraca; Decapoda; Palaemonidae.